Molecule: messenger RNA, 2119 nt
Organism: Exaiptasia diaphana
Lineage: Eukaryota; Metazoa; Cnidaria; Anthozoa; Actiniaria; Aiptasiidae
Product: angio-associated migratory cell protein
Exons: 11
Coding region: 82-1299 (405 amino acids)
Molecular function (GO): protein binding
Source: RefSeq, a predicted model, not a curated record
UGCUCAAACAYCCAUGUGUUUAUAAAAUAUUAUCUUUCACAAAAGGAGUGAAGUUCAGAGCUAACUUAUUUAUAGCUUUAGAUGGAGAAUGGAGAUGAACUUCCAGAGGAUGAGGGUGUUGGAGACGAAGAAUUAUUUGAAGUAAUUGAAAGAGACGAAGGAUUUGAAGAGGAAGAUGGUCUGGCAAUGGGAUUAGAAGAUGUAGAAAUUGGUGAUAAUGAUAGUGGAGAGGGUGAUGCUGAUGCUGAAACAGUAGAUGAUUCACUGCUAACAUUUGAUAAGCAUACUGCAUCAGUUUUUUCAGUUGCUAUUGAUCCUGCCAAUAAUACACAUGUAGUUUCUGGUGGUGAAGAUGAUAAGGCUUAUGUUUGGAAAAUAAGUGAUGGCCAAGUAGCUUUUAACUGUCCAGGACACAAAGAUUCRGUWACGUGUACAGCAUUUAGUCAUGAUUCAAARUUUGUAUCAACUGGUGAUAUGAGUGGGCUGGUAAAAGUGUGGGAAUUAGAAAGUGCUCAAGAAGUGUGGAAUUUUGAAUGUGCUGACCUUGAGUGGCUUGAUUGGCAUCAUUCAGCACAUGUUUURCUUGCUGGGACAGCAGAUGGUAAUGUCUGGAUGUGGAAGAUUCCUAGUGGAGAAACAAAGACCUUCCAGGGACAUGGUUGUAGGUCAACAUGUGGCAUGUUUAUGAAAGAUGGUAUAAGAGCUUGCGUAGGCUAUGAAGAUGGAUCAGUGAAGGUCUGGGAUGUUAAAAAAGGAACUCCUGCAUUUCAUCUUUCAGAUGGAACAAGCCACGAAGGGUCUGUAACCUGCAUUGGAUGUCACAAGGAUGGAAAUUUAAUUGCAACUGGAGCCGAAGAUUCAAAAUCAAAAAUUAUAAAUAGUACCACGGGAAAGGUUUUAGUAACUCUUGAUGCAGGUUUUCCUGAUCCAAGAGAAGAAAAUCCUCCCUCUAUUGAAGCUGUCACUUUUUCUGAUAGUCUGCCUAUCAUAGCAACAGCAUCACUGAGUGGUGUUUUAGGUCUUUGGGACUUGACAACAUAUCGACUACGUCAACAGUGUAAGCAUCCAGCAUCAAUAGUACGUCUCAAGUGGGAUCCAACAAGUUCUAUAUUAUAUUCAUGUUGCCUUGAUGGAGUAGUAAGAGUAUGGGAUAUCAGAUCAGGAAAUUGUGAAAGAGAAUGGUUAGGGCAUAGGUCGGAGAUUCUUGACCUCGCUAUUUCAAGAAAUGGGACAAAAAUUGUCACUGGUUCUGGUGAUAGCACAGCUAAAGUAUUUAAUGUGACAAUUCCUGGCAGGUGAUGAAUUAUUUUUAUUGGGUGCUUAAAACCCAAUAAAAAACUGCAUAGAGCAACAUAGUAGAAAGCUGGACUUUUGCAAGACAUUAAUGAAGAAAGAAGUUUUUUUCAGUUACUGGGAGAAACAGGAUGCAGAAGUGGACACGAACAAUUACAACAGAAACAAGCAUUUCAUUAAUAUUUUAGGUCUGUUCAUACAAAGAUGCAUGUCCUUUCCAGAAAAUGGAAAAUGACCUUUGAGUUAUGGUAACCCUGAAUUAUGUUAAUUGAGUUCCUCUUAGUGGAACCUUGAAACAUGCGUAUCUAGGCAGGGUGAUUUUACAGAAUUAAUUGAUAAUCGAAAAUGUAAUUAUCAUUUAGUAAAUAUUGUUAUAAUAAUUAUUAUAUGAAGACUCAAUUAAAACAAACAUGUGUCUGUCAUGUAGUGUUAAUUACUCUAUAUGAUCAUUUGUCAACACUGUCYAUGUAUAAUUGUCGCUUUUUGCUAUCAGGCAAACAUAUUCUCUAAUCCAACAAAAUCCAUGACGUACAGGUGGGUCCAGACAUUUGUCAGAAAAUGUAAAAGUAAAGUUUCUAAAUGUGACCUAUUCUUUUUGAAUAGGGUAGCAAUCUGAUACAACAAACUAUAACACUACUGUGCAUGGAUUUUCAUUGCUACUCAUUAGAUCAUGAGAAAUAGACCCAAACAUUAUGUAAUAUUUGAGCCAUUAGGUAGUGUCUGGUGAACUAAUUGUUUCUCUGUCAAAUUCAUUUGACAUUUUCAUUAUUGGUGACUGUUUCUAAAAUAAACUGCCUCUACAUCAUCAGGUUUCUGUGAAAUGACA